AUUUGCCAUUGCGCUGUGUCUUCCACAGGGCGAAACGAUAUCCGCAACGCAUACUACGAAGGCGCAGUUCACCUGAACUGCGUCAGUUCUUACACGCAUAUGUAAACCAGUGAGAACCAGUGGUGCACUAUUGUGAACAGAUAUUUUUGCUUGAGCUGAUAUGAUGACAACACGUCUGCUCGUAAUGUUGGGAAUGGCCGUUGGUGGCGUCUGGGCAUCGCCAGCGGAAGAAAAACUUAUACAGAGUCUGUUGGCAAAUUACGAAUCGAGCAGCAGACCUGUGACCCGCACCGGCGAAUCGCUGACGAUCAAUGUGAGCUUUGUGCCGAUUAAACUUGAUGUUGUUGAUGUCGACGACAACAGGUUGAUGCUGCAUGGCUGGGUCAAGCUAUCGUGGAAAGACGUGCAACUUAAAUGGAACGCGUCGGAUCACGAUGAAAUCACUAUUCUCAAUCUUCCGAUCGAGACCCUUUGGAAGCCUGAUCUUAGGCUAUACAACGCUUAUGAAUUAAGCGUCGAAAACACACUAACCCUUGUCAGCAGUGAUGGAACGGUGCUGUGGGUGCCCCCGUUGAGCGGUGAGGUAACAUGCAAUCUUAGCGCGAUAUGGUUCCCGUUCGAUAUACAACGCUGCACUCUCGUCUUUGGCAGCUGGACGUACGACAAGACAAAAAUUGACCUCCAAGUGGGCACCGAUCUUGAUAAUGAUGUUUUCAUGCAAAAUAGCGAAUGGAAGUUGAUUUCUACAGAAAGUGAACGUCGCGAAAAGAAAUAUGUCUGCUGCGAAAAUGCCUACCCGAGUGUUCAAGUGACGCUGACUAUACAGCGUAAAGCUUGCCGGCACGUAGUAGAACGCGUCGUGCCGCUAAUCGCCGUUGUGACUCUUGCGCUUCUCACGAUGAUGAUCCCCGCGACGAAGGCCGAUAUCCGUCUGUUAAUCGUCACCCUGCUCCUGGGUUCGGCACUUGUACACCUUCGGUCAUCGGACGAAUCGGUCCCAGAAAACUUGUCUAUCCUUACCGUUCUCAAUGGCUUGUUCAUUGCAAUUCUGUCUGGCCUCUUCCUGUGUAAUUGUACUCAUUUGGCUAUUUUACGCGGUCACAUGGACUGCUCAUUCUUAGCUAAGCUGACGGGUCUCGUGGGGGCAGACGGGACCGCAGGCGAGAAGUCAGAAGCCCUCAUUUCUGAUGUUGAGCAACGUUACCACCGUACGCUUGAUUCCGUCUUUACGGUGCCACUUGCUUUCGUCGCAACGCUUUCAACUGUAUUGUUCUUCUCGGUACCGCUAUUCUGAGCAGAGCGCCUAGAAACGUAUAAAAUUUAGAUAUACGUCUGCACGUAUGCCCGGGUAACAACCGAUAAAUCGCUAGUAGGACCUAAGAUACAGUAGGAUAUAGUCCUGUGGCAGACCAUAUACUUAUAUAAAUACUUGGUACGUCCAAAUAAGUACUAAAGCGGCCAACAACGGGUCAGUCCGCGUAAAAAUGUACCUUUUUUCGUAAAAUAAACUUAUAUGCAAAUUA
Molecule: messenger RNA, 1523 nt
Organism: Varroa destructor (honeybee mite)
Lineage: Eukaryota; Metazoa; Arthropoda; Arachnida; Mesostigmata; Varroidae
Product: neuronal acetylcholine receptor subunit alpha-3-like
Biological process (GO): monoatomic ion transmembrane transport
Cellular component (GO): membrane
Molecular function (GO): extracellular ligand-gated monoatomic ion channel activity; transmembrane signaling receptor activity
Source: RefSeq, a predicted model, not a curated record